UCGGUGAAGAGGAAGCCAUGAUGGAGGAUGCAAUGUUUGGGUUGCACUUGUCGCAGUACCCCGGACCGUGGAAACGAUUUGACUUUGGCGUCCUGAGUUACCUGAUGUUGUUGCUCCCUCAUCUUCUGCAUUGUGUGUUUGGUGCGGAAGACAAAGAAGAAUUGGUCGGAGCCCUUGGUUCAUCAGUUUUACUGGAUCCUAAAGUCAGAGUUGAUCUCAACAAAAGUGAAAUUCUUUGGAUAUUCGUUGCCAGCCACAGAAGCCCUCUCACCAUUUUACAUCACAUCCCACAUUACGCGAGGUGGGCAGAGCCCAGUGAACAGUUCAAGUCCCGUUUGCAGUUUAAUCCGUCCAACGGCUCUCUGGUAGUGAACAGAUUAGAAGCCGGUGACGAGGGAGCUUACAGCUUCACUGUCAAUGACCAAGAGCUGCAAACAAUCCAAUUGCUCCUCUUUGGAGGAAGAAUUUUGGGGUCGAUGUGUCAGAUCAUAACAAAAAUAUCCCUUGAUCCAACCAGUCAGUCGAUAUUGGAUCUCCUCAAAGAGAAGCUGGUUGAAGCUUUGAUAUUUUCCAACUCCACAUCCCUCAGUUGUGGUUCCACCAUCCAGCUCAUCUGUAACGUCAGUGGAGAUCCUCACCAGUAUCAAUGGCGGAAAGACGGAGGGGAAAUCUCCCAGCCAUACCAGCUGACAGACGGUAACAGGACUCUUGUGUUCCUGAAGGCUUCAAGACGUGACUGUGGAAUGUACACUUGUGUGGCAACCAAUCCUGUCAGCUCCAUCCAGACAGACUACACCCUGACUAUUCACGGCUUUCCCCCUGUGGACAUCGCAGUUAUAACUCUGUCGAUCAUCGAACUGAUGAUUUCUUCAUUGUUUCUUAUUGAUGGUGUUCUUCAGCACAGCUGGAAGCUGGAAUUUGACAAAGGACUGAAGAACCUCAGAAGUUGGUUGCUGGGCCUGUUUAUCUGUAAUGUUGCGUUGCUUGUGGCAAUCUUCAUUACCCUCAUUUGCUGGAUUAGCAGUGAAGGUUCGAACCUUUUCGCAGUGGCGGCUUCCUGCACUGUGCCUCUCCUGCUUUUGAUUUUGUUCCUACCACCCUCUGUUUCAAAGCCAGUCUCUUUCCAGAAAAAUACAGUGUUUUGGAAAUUGACUGCAUUUGGACUUCACAUUGUUGUGUUCAUCACCUCGAUUACAUUCUUAACAUUAACAAGUAAUCCAAACUAUCAAGUUUGUGACAGCAGCUUCGUAACCUGGAGAGUAUUCUUCGCAUCAAUGUUGGGCUGUACAGUAUUCUUUCUCCUCCACCUUUUGCUCUGUCAGUCCCUAGGAACAGGACUUGCCUUUAACAUCUGGAGUAGAUAUAUCCAGAAGAAUGAUCGAAACCGAGAAACAAGGCAAGGCAGACAUACUGAAGUACAGAAGUUAGACGUUAUCCAAGUUGUCACAUCAGAUGACCAAUCUCUUCAAUUAGGAUUGGCACCGCAUUCAGCAUCUUCUGAUACAUGUUAGUGGACUUGCCUCCCAGUGACCUUGAUUUAGGCAGGAGCCUGGGAAGAGUUUCUCGCCAACGUCAUGAGCUUACCCUGGAUGUGAACAAUUUUCAUUAGCACUGGAAUCAUUAUUCCAGAUUCUGAGAAGAAGCAGAGGGAGUCUCUUUCUCUUGGGCCUCUGACAGCUCUCCCCAUUUUCAGAAGUUGCAGCUUGUGUACACUAGCAGCUCGUCCACAUUCACACCACCCUCUGAGUGAAGAUGUUUCCCCACAGGUUCCCUUAAAUAUUUAAUCUUUGACCCUUAACUUUCUAGUUUCACCUAACCUCAGUGGAGUGAGUUUGCUUGUAUUUACCCGAACUAUAACCCUCAUAAUUUUGUAUACCGCUAUCAAACCUCCACUCAGUUUCCUAUGCUCCAGACAUAUGAACUCCCAACCUAUUCAACCUUUCCCUAUAACUUGAUUGAGAUGUAUCAGAUGAUAAGAGGCUUUGAACAUCCAGCUCCUUUCUUCAGGUAGCAAUGACUAAUACCAGAGUGCAGACUCUUAAUGUGAUUGGAGCAAAAUAUAGGGUGUGACGUCAGAGGUAGAUUUUUCUACAGGGAGUAGUGGUAAAUGCCUGGAAUCUCUGCUGGGCAUGGUUGUUGUGGCUGAUUCGUUAGUGACAUUAAGAGACUCUUGAAAUGGGCUUAUUGAUAAAUAAAGAUGGGGGAUGGUUAUUGGCUGUGUAGGAUGAAGGGUUUAGACUGAUCAUUGAGUAGGUUUAUAUGGGUCCGCACAACGUCAUCAGCUAGAUAAUGUUCCAUUUUAACAUCAACUUAAAAUUAAUACAAUAUUUUCAUAACGCACAUGUACAGAAAUUAACAAUGACAUUAGUGUAAAAUUGAGAGAGAGAGAUAGAAAAUUUUUUGUCUUAGUGUUAGGUUUUUCAGUUCAGUCCACGAUCCUGAGGGCAGUGGGGCAGACACUCUUGUUAAAGUGAGGUGUGGGUCUUCAUAACUUCGCCAUGGUCGGUCCCCAGCCCGCCUGUGAAAGGAGGAGGGUUAAGCAUGAGGUUCGCAACCUCAUCCUGUAAAAACCCACUGCUACAGAAGACCAACAGAGCUCCAAAGUCCUCAUCCCUGGGAGAGGAAGGAAACACCAAGAGACCAAGAAGGAACAUCUUCCUGUACAGAUGAUGUGCUUAAGUAUGUAAGAAAAUGGCACCAGCGAACAACACGGCCAGCAAUGACAUCUUGUAAAUGAUUCACAAAGCUGCUACUGUCACUUCUUUUAUGUCAUCUUUUUCUUUCAUAUUUAGAACCAUAGAACAUUACAGCACAGCAACAGGCCUUUUGGCCCUUCUUGGCUGUGCUGAACAAUUUUUCUGCCUGGUCCCAAUGACCUGCACCUGGGCCAUAUCCCUCCAAAACCCUCGCAUCCAUAUACCUGUCCAAGUUUUUCUUAAAUGUCAAAAGUGAGCCCGCAUUCACCACUUCAUCUGGCAGCUCAUUCCGCACUCCCACCACUCUCUGUGUGAAGAAGCCCCCCCCCCCAAUGUUCCCUUUAAACUUUUACCCCUUCACGCUUAACCCAUGUCCUCUGGUUUUUUUCUCCCCUGGCCUCAGUGGAAAAAGUCUGCUUGCAUUCACUCUAUCUAUACCCAUCAUAAUUUUAUACACCUCUAUCAAAUCACCCCUCAUUCUCCUAUGCUCCAGGGAAUAAAGUCCUAACCUAUUCAACCUUUCUCUGUAACUCAAUUUCUCAAAUUCCGGCAACAUCCUUGUAAACCUUCUCUGCAUUCUCUCAACCUUAUUAAUAUCCAUCCUGUAAUUAGGUGACCAAAACUGCACACAUUACUUCAAAUUCAGUCUCACCAAUGUCUUAUACAACCUCACCACAACAUUCCAAUUCUUACAUUCAAUACUUUGAUUUAUAAAGGGCAAUGUACCAAAAGCUCUUUUUACAACCCUAUCUACUUGGAAAGCCACUUUUAGGGAAUUAUGUACCAGUACUCCCAGAUACCUCUGUUUUACUGCACGCCUCAGUGUCCUACCAUUUACCUUGUAUGUUCUACCUUGGUUUGACCUUCUGAAGUGCAAUACCUCACACUUGUCCAUAUUAAACUACAUCUGCCAUUUUUCAGCCCAUUCCUCCAACUGAUCUAAAUCCCUCUGUAAGCUUUGAAAACCUUCCUCACUGUCCACUACACCUCCAAUCUUUGUAUCAUCAACAAAUUUGCUGAUCCAAUUUGCCACAUUAUCAUCCAGAUCAUUGAUAUAGAUGACAAAUAACAAUGGAUCCAGCACUGAUCGCUGUGGCACACCACUAGUCACAGGCCUCCACUCAGAAUAGCAAUCCUCCACUACCACUGUCUGGCUCUUCCAUUAAGCCAAUGUCUAAUCCAAUUUGCUACCUCACCAUGUACACCUAGCAACUGAAUUUCCCAACUAACCUCCCAUGCAGGACCUUGUCAAAGUCCUUACUGAAAUCCAUGUAAACAACAUCCACUGCCUUCCCUUCAUCCACUUUCCUGGUAACUUCCUCGAAAAACUCUAAUAGAUUGGUUAAACAUGACCUACCAUGCACAAAGCCAUGCUGACUGUUUCUAAUAAGUCCCUGUCUAUCCAAUUACUUGUAGACCCUAUCUCUCAGUAUUCCUUCCAAUAAUUUACCUACUACUGAUGUCAAACUUACCGGCCUAUAAUUUCCUGGCUUACUUUUGUUUCUGCUACUUUUGGAACCUGUGAUCUAUAUUUUGGUGUUGUGUUAUUGGGCCAAUUGGAGUGAUCUGGCAUUUUGCUGCCAGUGAUGUGUUCGGUCAAGUUUCAUGCGAAGCCUGGAGAUGAGGCAAGAACCCAUGAUUGACUCCAUUUCUCACCGACUAAAGCUUUGAGGAAAACUGAAAUCCUCAAUCCGAGUGCGUGCGUAGUGCUGUCGACCUCUUAUUACUGCUGCAAGUGACGGCUGGCCUCCCUUUGCCUCUCACUACAGAGGACAGCGCUGCAGCCCUGGGUCUUGGGCAUGGUUGAAUUGAAGCAGUUUGUGGGUUGGACUCUGCAGAUCAGGUUAUGAUGUGUUUCUGGUCGCUCCUUAUUUUUUCUUGCUAUUUUGGUCUAUUUUAAUUGAGGUGGCCUGCGUUUAGCAAAUGAUAGCACCAGAUUGAACUGACCUGGAUGUGCCUGAUUUGAUUUUGUGUUUUGUUUUAUUUAAUUUAAUUUAUUUUUGGAUUUUUAUUUAUUUGUUAACUAACUGAUUAGUUUAUUGGUUGAGAUACAGGCCCUUACAGAUCUUCGAGCUGCGCUGCCCAGCAACCCACCGAUUUAGCCUUAGCCUAAUCACUGGACAAUUUAAAAUGACCAAUUAACCUACGAACUGCUAGUUCUUUGGACUGUAGGAGGAAAUCUAAGUGGUAACGGGGUUAACAUACAAACUCCUUACAGGCUGCGGCAGGAAUUGAACUGUACUAUAAUGCAUUAUACUAACUAUACUAUGUGUUGUAUAGUAACAGAAAACACACUUCUUUUGUAUGUUGGGGGUGGGGUGGUGGUUUAAUAUUUCUCUUUGAAUGGAUUCCAUGGUGUUUAUUUCGCCUGUAGGAAGACGUGCUUGUGUACUGCAUACAUACUUUGAUAAUAAAUGUGUUUUGAAUCUGUGAACCUCUCCUCCAUGUUCUCUACCUGAACCGGUGCAGCACAAGACUGUCAGCUUGGUCCCCUGCUCUACUUUUUUUACACUUAUGACUGUCUGGCCAAGCACAUCUCCAAUGCCAUGUUCACAUUUGCUGAUGGCAGCACUGCCAUAGGCCGAGAAACCAAGGAGCUGAUUAUAGACAUCAGGAGAAGGAAACAGGAGGUCCAUGAGCCAUCGGAGGAUCAGAGGUGGAGAGAGUCCUCCAAGUUUCACCGAAACCAGCAUGUGAGCUGCCCGAUUUGGGUCUGUGUUCCAUGGGUGGGGGAACAGCAGGUAUCUCAGGCUUGUCCACAGUUGUGUUGACACGUUCGUGGUCAGGAUUGUGGGGAUGCUACUUUGGUGCUGGAAUGUGAGACCAGAAGAGGUUUCAGUGAGGUCUCGCCACCACCCUGUCAGGGUAUGCAGUGUUUUGGAAAUGGACUCCAUUUGGACUUCACAUUGUUGUGUUCAUCACCUCGAUUACGUUCUUAACAUUAACAAGUAAUCCAAACUAUGGGCUCGUCAGCUGUGAUUGGCAGCUCACCUGGAAGAAAAAUUCUGAUCUCCAACCUCCACAGGCAACAGGCAGGCAAGCAGAUAAGGUGCAUGAAUUGUUUGUGAGAAAGGACACGGCUGACUUUGGGCUGACAUUGCCAAGGUAACCAUUUGUAAGUUCAAGCAGCAGGCAAUCAACUGCCCUUCUCAAGCCGACAGCCUCUCCCUCUUCCAUUUCUGGGUGUCCUUGGGGAGCCUGCAAUCUCUGUGGGCACAGUGGGGAUUUCCAAGAACCGAGAGCUCCCUCUGACCCGCCCCCAGGAAUUGAAGGUUUUGUAGAUAAUAGAAAUUGUAUUUUAAUUUGAAACCAUUAAUAAAUCAGUGAACCCAG
Molecule: messenger RNA, 6029 nt
Organism: Hypanus sabinus (Atlantic stingray)
Lineage: Eukaryota; Metazoa; Chordata; Chondrichthyes; Myliobatiformes; Dasyatidae
Exons: 16
Coding region: 18-1511 (497 amino acids)
Source: RefSeq, a predicted model, not a curated record